Molecule: messenger RNA, 1584 nt
Organism: Paraphaeosphaeria sporulosa
Lineage: Eukaryota; Fungi; Ascomycota; Dothideomycetes; Pleosporales; Didymosphaeriaceae
Product: cytochrome P450
Exons: 5
Coding region: 1-1584 (527 amino acids)
Molecular function (GO): oxidoreductase activity, acting on paired donors, with incorporation or reduction of molecular oxygen; heme binding; iron ion binding
Source: RefSeq, a predicted model, not a curated record
AUGGCUCCCCUCACCAUGGCCGUGCUACUCCAGCCGCUGUUGUUGGCCAUUGCUUUACAUGAACUCGUUUUGCGUCGCGUGGAGGUUGACCAUCUCGUGCUCCACGGAAUUGCGAUCUACACUGCUGGAUUUUGGAUCCUUGUUCAAUGCAUUGGAUUCAGCGAUGCGUUCUGUUUAUCGGUCGGUUUUUGGAGUUCUCUGUCAAUCUGGACACUGUUGUAUCGCGCACUUUGGCACCCACUCAAAAGGUUCCCAGGGCCAUUCGGGGCAAAGUUAACGAAAUGGUGGACAACGAAGAAGACGUGGACCACGCAGUGGCAUAUGCAUCGCGUGCAUCAAGCGAUGCAUGAAAAGUAUGGGGACUACGUAAGGACAGGACCACGAGAGAUCUCCAUCUACGACCCAGCGGCAAUAGCACCCAUACUUGGCCUUUCGUCAAAGUCUCCCAAAGGUCCUUUCUAUGAUAUCAUGGAGGACACCCUUCACAUGACCCGCAAUCAAACGUUCCACAAGCAACGCCGCCGGGUUUGGGAUAACGCAAUGAAAAGUUCCCUCUCUCAUUAUGCCCCGCGUAUUGAAGAGUUUACUGAUCAGUUUGUCACUCGGCUGCGCAACGCAAACGGCGAGCCUGUGCAGCUGCUCAAGUGCUGUUCUCACUACAGCUACGAUGUCAUGAGCGAUCUGGCUUUCGGAAAGCCGAUGGGUUUCAUCAAAGGCGAACAGAGCGAUGUGGCAGAGAGUAUUCUGAAGACGUUAUCAGAUGGUUUGGAUGCUAUGGGAUUGAUAUACCAUAUACCCUGGUUCAUGAAUGCAAUUAGUGUUCUCACGUCGGUUGCUGGACCUUUGAAAGCAUGGAGAGAUUGGAGUGUGCUGAACAUGAACGAGCGCCUAGCACUGAAGUCGACGAGGUCCGACCUCGUAGAGCAUCUCAUCCAAAACACCCCACAGACCCCUGAAGGAAAGGAACUGCUGUAUGGAGAGUCGCGUCUCAUUAUCAGUGCAGGCAGCGAAACGACGGCAACAGCUCUGACUUUUAUACUUGUACAACUUGCGACCCAUCCCUCUGUAAUGCGCUCAGUCCGAAAAGAGUAUCGCGAGAGCAAAGCUACAUACUCUUGCCAACGAGCGCUUCCACUUCUAGAUGCCGUGGUCCAUGAGUCACUACGACUGUGGCCGUCUCUGUUUUUCCUGGGCCAGCGUGUGACCCCACCUGAGGGUGUGCGGAUAGGCUCAACCUUCAUUCCCGGCAACACUAUUGUGCAGAUCCAACCUUUCGUCAUCAACCGGGAUCCUCGCAACUUUCUUGAUCCAGACGAGUUUAUACCUGAGCGGUGGACGACACGUCCGGAUCUCGUGAUCAACAAGGAUGCUUUCAUUCCCUUUAGCACAGGACCGUACGACUGCGUUGGCAAACGACUUGCAUACAUGGAAAUGAGGAGCGUUAUUGCAAGAAUAGUGGAUGAAUUCGACAUACACCUUCCUGACGGGUUCAUCCAGGAAGAUUACUGGAAAAAGGUCAAGGACCAUAUUACUGCAGCGGCGCCGCCGAGCCAGGAAAUGAUGUUCCUCAAGGUGGUCGAGUAG